AUGAUGGAUGAUUUGUGUCGCGUACUUGUAUAUAUUCGUGAUCAUAUAAAUGACUACUGUCCAGAUGCUGAUCCAAAUCAAAUAUUUCUUUCUGGUCAUUCAGCUGGUGCACAUCUGGUUAGUUUACUUGUUCUUGAUAAAUCUCAUUUACGACGUCAUGAAUUUCCUUUGUCAAUAAUACGUGGUGUUAUAUCUAUGAGUGGCAUAUAUAGUCUAGCAAAUCCAGUACAUGAUUCAAAAAAUAAUAUACGUAAUUUAAUAUUUCUCAUAUUUUAUUCCAAUAAUUUACUUUAUCCUGAAGGAAAACAAAUGACUGAAUAUUCACCAAUUGAAUAUAUAAAACAAGAUGACGAAAUACCACCAUUUUUAGUUAUGUCUGCACAAUUUGAUAUGGGUUUAGAAAUUGAUGCAAAACGUUUUGUAGAAAAACUUCAAAAUUAUCAACAUUCUGUUGAUUAUGUUACUGUUAAUAGUACACAUGGAACAAUUGCAACUAAAUUUGCAAAAAAUGAUGCACAUAAACAUUUUUUUACAUUCAUUCGUCAGCAUAUGAAUUAUUAA
Molecule: messenger RNA, 561 nt
Organism: Rotaria sp. Silwood1
Lineage: Eukaryota; Metazoa; Rotifera; Eurotatoria; Philodinida; Philodinidae
Source: the annotation of a GenBank genome assembly